AUGGAAGCGGUUGAUAUUUCUAGUUUAAAGGAGGUUAACCAUGACAAAAGACGAUCUAAUAUUCGAAAUACUAGAGGGUUAUCACCAACAGAACUCAUUUUGUCAGCUUUUGGUGAGGAUUAUCAGUUACAAGUAUCUAAACCGGAAUCCGUGUUGCACCCGGAAGCCAGAAUUGUAACCAGGAAUGAUGACGGCGACCAAGAGUGGAAGGGAAUUAUUCCGGAUUGCUUUUUGGUCGGUCAUGUGACCUCACACAACGGCACUGCUUCCCUGUCACAUUGUGAAGGCUUGAAAGGAUCACUAACCACACGAUCUGGAGAUUUCCAGUUGAGAGAACUUCCCAAAGUUCACAAUAAAGGACUCAAUUUCUCAGACGAAGAUACCGUUCUUGUGAUUGGCAAAAUGAGACCACAAUACAAAACCGGUGGGGCAAGUGUGAAUGUCAAAGAUGUCAGUCUUUCUGCACUGGAUGACCAAAUAAGAAAACUUAAGGACAAAUAUAGAAGACAGACCACCACAAAGGAUGUCGUUGUUGAACUGGCGGUGUACACAGACAGCAAAUACACAGAACGACUUCGAUUCAAGGACACUGCCAGGAGAGUUGAACUUAUGAUCGUGAAAUAUAAUGGGGUACAAAUGGAGUAUUCUAGAUCAGAUGCUCUCGGUUACAACGUAAAAAUCCAGAUUAAAUAUUUUGGUUUUUGGGAGAAAGAUCCGAACUGCGAGUUUUAUCAUAGCUGUGUGGAUCUCAACGAAGGGAAUUUAUUUGGAAAAAUAUUUACGUCAAAAUUGGGCACUCUUACCGGAAUAUACUGCGACACAGGCAAAAUAUGUGUCAAACGGAAAUGCGCGACAUUUGCGGAGCUCAGUCUAAAACCAGGCGUGGUCAGACCCGGGGGAUGGGGACCGUGGGCAGAUUGGCAGCCUUGCUCCAGGACUUGUGGGACAGGGCUAACUUACAGAAGGAGAUUAUGCAACAAUCCAAGUCCUCUGAACCACCCAGGCUGUGAAGGCGGAGAUGACAAUGGUUAUGAGGCCAGGACUUGCAGUUCCGAGCCCUGCCACAAUGAGAGUUCAGACAUGAAAACUCUUAUAAAUCAGCGGGCGUCUGAAACCUGCAGUAGAUUGUUAAAGAAUAACGUAUUAGAUUCCAAAAAGUACACAUCAGUUGGAAGAAUAAUGGACUGGCAUGAGCAUAUGAAAUGCGAAGUGUCGUGUGAAGCGGUUCCGGAUUACACUACUCCAGAUUUUACAAGGUUUGGGUUAAUGCCCCAGGGUACUCCAUGUGAAGGACCCACUGUAUUGUUGGAAAAAAACAAGCUUGGCAAAAGAACCUACAGAUGUUUGGACGGCUUUUGCAGGUUUUUUGGCUGUGACGGUAAGCUUAACGCCGAGUAUGAUGAUUGUGGUGUCUGUAAGGGAGAUGGUUCUACGUGUGACGUAGUGGAAGGGAUUUAUAAAGAGACUAUUGCACAAGGUUCAAGAAACCUUAUUACGGAGAUACCUGUUGGGGCGUAUAACAUACAGUUCUGGUUUGAUUUUUUUAAAAUGCGUUGGAACCUCAUAGAAAUCUACAACAAAGACGGACUUGCAAUUAUCUCUAGCUUGCUUAAAGGAAUUUGGGAUACGACAAAAAACCCUUUGAAUUUCGCCGGAACGUACUGGACUUAUGUUUUCUCGAAACAAUACGUGUAUGCGAAAGGACCAAUCACUGAACCUGUCAUAGUUAAGCACUACCAAUACAGGAACAAUAAAAAUACUGGCAUUAGCUUUGCGUAUGCUUUACCCAAAUAUGGACAAUGUGCUAAUGGAGGAUUGUUUAACACAAAGAUCUGCUCCUGUAACUGUCCCAGUGGGUUUUAUGGAAACGACUGCAGGAGUCGCUGUAACACAUACUGCUACAACGGAGCAACAGUUGAUCAGUCCAGCUGCGCAUGUCAGUGCAAAGAACACCAGACCGGAAGACAGUGUAAAUGUGAGGAAGGGUACGGCGGUGAAGACUGUAAAACGAAAUUAUAG
Saccostrea echinata is the source of this 2019-nucleotide messenger RNA. Its product is annotated as A disintegrin and metalloproteinase with thrombospondin motifs 1-like. Gene Ontology annotation, cellular component: extracellular matrix. The transcript has 16 exons. Gene Ontology annotation, molecular function: metalloendopeptidase activity. The coding region runs from base 1 to 2019 and encodes 672 amino acids. Gene Ontology annotation, biological process: extracellular matrix organization. The record is from RefSeq and is a predicted model, not a curated record. Lineage: Eukaryota; Metazoa; Mollusca; Bivalvia; Ostreida; Ostreidae.